This is a messenger RNA of Andrographis paniculata, 2913 nucleotides long. RefSeq lists its product as uncharacterized. The record is from RefSeq and is a predicted model, not a curated record. The transcript has 4 exons. The coding region runs from base 405 to 2552 and encodes 715 amino acids. NCBI's taxonomy places the organism in Eukaryota, Viridiplantae, Streptophyta, Magnoliopsida, Lamiales, Acanthaceae.
UGUUGGAUCAAAUCGGUAAACAGUUGAGAUUGCUGACGACUAAGCUGGCAGGGAGAACAGCUGAGCUGGGAGGGAGGGAUAAGAAACCCCACCGCUCACCGGGGAGGAGAAGACUACUAUUCCACUAUUCUACUUUUCAUCCAUUUCCAAUAAUACUCCCCCGUGAUCUGAAGUGAGUCCAGUCCAGGUGUAUUCUUCCCCUCUCACCCAGCAGUUUUCUUGCCGGUAAUGUUUUUAGCUUUAUAGUUAUCCUUUAAGACUUGUCUUUCUAGAUUAUAUCCUCCUGGGAUUCGUGAAAUUUCCACUUUUUGACUCAGGAGAAAGUUCCCUUUUGAUGGACGGGUUUUAAUUUCUUGCGAAACCUUCUGAAAGUGCGAUUCUCUGAUUGAUAAUUCCAAUGAGAAAUGGCGUGCGAAGCCGUACAAACGUGGAGCCUGAUCGGCAUAGCCGCUGCAUUUCUUGAUCUUGCAAUAGCAUACUCGUUGCUGUGUGCAUCAGCGCUAGCUUUCUUCGCAUCCAAGUUUCUGAGCUUCUUUGGAAUGUCCUUUCCAUGCCUUUGUGAUGGAGUCUUUGCCAACAUCUGGAGCAGGAGUUUCUGCUUGAAUAGUCUCUUAUUUAAAUUCCCAAGUGAAAUAGUAUCGCAUGUCUUUAUAUCAGUUAAGGAGAAUUUCCCCUUUCAAGAUUCCAUUACAAGAAAGUGCAAUCAUAGUACUCUUGGUGAAUUGUGUGUGACUGAGGUUCUUGAAGUGGAUGGUGAGGCAUCUUGUAGUUCUCUAUCCGAUGCAAGGAAGCCAGUUCAAGGGAUUAGGAUUAGGGAGUUAAGCGCUAGGACUGAGAAAUAUGAUCUAAAGGGGAAGGGGGUUGUUGGUCAUAGACCAAGAAGUCGCUUGCGGCAGCGACGAAAAUGGGGUGGUGGUAUUGGAACCUGCUAUCCUCCGGUAUAUGAAGUGGCAGGAGCCGGGGAGCCAUAUUCUCAUUCUACGGAAAAUGGAUUGGUUGGAGGGAUCUCAUUGAUGGGUGAUAAUGAUAACUUUGAAGGUGAUGAUAAAGCUUCUUCAACACUGGGAUUAACGAAAGCAAUAGCCGAUAUCUUCACUAACCCAAAAACACCAUCUAGUGAUCAACUACAAAAUGAUCAACAAGAAGUUCAAACGUUGAGUGGAGGGGAGAAAAAUGUAAUAAGAUUGUUAGAAGGACGACUUGAAGAAGAACGCAUUGCCCGUGCCGCGCUUUAUGUUGAGCUUGAAAAGGAGAGAAACGCUGCUGCUACCGCUGCAGAUGAGGCCAUGGCUAUGAUUCUGCGUCUGCAAGAGGAGAAGGCAGCCAUUGAAAUGGAAGCUCGGCAAUAUCAGAGGAUAUUAGAAGAGAAAUCUGUGUAUGAUGCUGAAGAAAUGACUAUUCUUAAAGAAAUCCUCAUUCGAAGGGAGAAGGAGAACCACUUUCUGGAAAAGGAAGUCGAGGCAUAUAAGCACAUGGUUUCCGCAGGAGGUGAACAAAAUACACGAGAUUUUGAGGCAUGUGAUGAUCAGGCUCUGAUUCCUCGUCAAUUCAUUGGAUUCACUGAGAAGAGUAUAGCGGUGGAAAAAAGGUUGUCAGAUAGCAAUGUUUCUAUUGAGAAACCAACUACUAAGCUAUCCUCUGUCAAUGAAAGUUCCCUUUUCAAGAAACAAAGAGACUCAGAUGAGCAAUCAUUUUGGAUGUCUGUUUGUAAUGGUUCAGGGAACAUGGAUCUUCAGGAGAAGCAGAUUAUAUCCGUAGGUAACAACUUGCCCUUGUCGGUGAAAGCAGCCUCUUUUGGAGGGAAGGAACUUGAUCAAAAUCAGGAUUUUGACGCAGGGCAUAAACUGGCUGAGAAGGUAAUUGUAAGCUGCCAUAGAACUGAGGCAGAUAAUGGGCUUGGUUGUACGAGUUCAAUGCAGGAGGCAGAAGAAGGCACUGGGUUCAAUAAUUCGAGUGAUUCAACCUUAGACAAAGACUUUUGGGUCCAUGAUGUUCACAUUGAUGGAGUCAACCUUAAUGCAGAUGCAAGUAAUCUGCUUUUAGUCGAAGAUUUCUCAGGAGUUAACGAGAGAAAUUCUGCCACAGUUGAAGAGGCUGGGGCGACGGGGAUUGAAUCGAUUGACGUAGUUGAUUUUCCAAGUUCCAGUGGUGUGAGAAAAACCAAUUCAGAAAUAACUUGUGCAGUUCCAUUGGUUGGUCCAAAGGACCCAUCUUUACCCCUUGAAAUGCGUCAAGGUUAUGCAGCUCCGGUGGAACGAGAAAUGGUGAAGAUAAAGAGUGAAGUUGGAUGGCUUCAUGAAAGACUGAAGCUUGUUCAGGAAGGUAGAGAUAAACUUAGCCUCUCGGGGGAGAAUAAAGAAAGGGAAAGCUUAGAGUUGAUGCUUUUGGAGGAUAUUGCACACCAGGUUGAGGAGAUCCGGCACAUAACUGAGACUGGGAAAGCUGCAAGACAAGUUUCUUUGCCCCUCCUGAGCGCUAAGGCUGCCUCGAAGAAAAGGAGGAGCAGAAGUGUGUCGUCAGGAUUCCAGAUAAGUUCCGAAGAUACACCAUAAUUGCUUGAGGGACAAAUAUUGCUCUAUGGUUGAAGUAAAAGUGAUAUGGCAUUUAUAAUCUUUUUCAUUUCCAGGGUAAUACCCAAUCUAAAAUUAUAGAGUAUGGUUGGAUCAGACUGUGCAUCGGAAGUUAGAAAAUAACUGCAUUACAGCCUGAAUGAAGCAGCACCAGCAGGUAAGUAAAGGGCGUUUCAGUGUAAUGUUUAUUGUUUGUUUGCUGUAGUGUAGUGUAGUGUAGAGAACAGACUCAGAGCUGCAGCCUCAACUUUGUAUAUAUGUUUGUCUGUCGGUCUACGAAGUUAAAUUAGAAUAAAUAUCCCCAUAAAUAAAUGUUGUUUUUCUUUGAUCAUCGAUCCCGCAA